AUGGCGUCCUCGUCCAUUGAUCUUUCGUCCUUGCCCCGGAAUCCAGACUCCAAAUACGAGGCUCGAAUGAUCUCUAUCCUAUCGGAUGCCAUCAACAACCCGGCGCCUACCGAGCUCUCCGCCGAGACUGCAGCCGACGAGAUUGACAAGCUUUACCCAGCCGGGACCCCUGAUGCCGAAGACUUUCUCUGGAGCCUCUGGUCGCUUCUUGUCAGCGUGGCUAAAAAGAUUCCCGCUCACGAUGCUCGACAGCAGCUAUUGGUCACGAUGAUUGAAAAGCUGAAAAGCAAACGGGACGACCAAGUUCAGAUGUGGGGGCAAACGACGAGGGUUUGGACAGAGUUGCCCAUGCUGGGACCUGUCAUGAGAGACUCGUGGAACUUUUCGCCCGAUUUUGACGGCUCAGACGGCGAUAACGGCACCAUCCAAGAGUGGAUUUCUCUCAACUCCUUCGCCGCCCGUCUGUACGGUGCCGGUCUUCAACCUUGGAUCAACUUGGCCAUUUGGGAACUACGUUCUGGCCUGGAGGAGACACCCGAAGACCGACCCAACGCUCGAGAUACCAGAAUUGCCACCGCCCACGAGUGGAUCACGCAUGCAGGCAAGCAGCUAUAUCGCAACGGACGGCAGCCUCAAAAACUAGAUGAUGUGGAGCAGAGAGCUUUGAAACCCGGCAGACUCUUCAAGAGCGAAACGUCGGGAUUGUCCAAUGAGCGGUGGAAUUUUUGGAGAGAAAGGAUUGGCGUCUUGGGCGGUGGCGCGGGAAGCGGAUCAUCAAAAGAAAAGGCGCAGGAGAUGCUGGAACUCAUGAGCCGGAUUGAGGCCUGA
Ustilaginoidea virens is the source of this 828-nucleotide messenger RNA. RefSeq lists its product as uncharacterized. The record is from RefSeq and is a predicted model, not a curated record. The transcript has 2 exons. Lineage: Eukaryota; Fungi; Ascomycota; Sordariomycetes; Hypocreales; Clavicipitaceae. The coding region runs from base 1 to 828 and encodes 275 amino acids.